AGGAAACAGCAUUUCGGGCGUCUUGGGCUUGCUGCGGAAUAACAGGCAAAAAUCGCUCGAAAUUCGUGAUAUUUCCUCGUGUUCGCGUGUUCUAAACGGAUAAGUAAUCAUGGAGGAUGGAGAUUAUGAUAACGAUGACGUCGGCGGGGAUGAUUUCGAUGAUGUCGAGGACGAUGAAAACAUUGAUGAGCUGAACCAGGAAGAGGACGGAGAUAACAUUGAAAUCAUCAACCCGGGUCAGGCCGGUGGUGGCGUGCCGAAAAACAAACGCAUUACGACCAAGUACAUGACGAAGUACGAACGGGCGCGAGUGCUUGGCACACGGGCGCUUCAGAUUGCAAUGUGCGCACCGAUCAUGGUGGAGUUGGAAGGUGAAACGGACCCCCUACAGAUUGCUAUGAAGGAGUUGAAGCAACGUAAAAUCCCCAUCAUCAUCCGGCGCUACCUUCCCGACUCUUCGUACGAAGAUUGGAGCAUCGACGAACUAAUCAUUAUUGAUCACUAGUGUGUAACGAGUGUAAUUUUAUUUUGAAAAUAGACCUGGGCGGAAAUAUUUGUACGA
This is a messenger RNA of Anopheles bellator, 562 nucleotides long. It is a transcript of the gene RpII18, whose product is annotated as DNA-directed RNA polymerases I, II, and III subunit RPABC2. NCBI's taxonomy places the organism in Eukaryota, Metazoa, Arthropoda, Insecta, Diptera, Culicidae. Bases 110 to 505 code for a protein of 131 amino acids. The record is from RefSeq and is a predicted model, not a curated record. Gene Ontology annotation, cellular component: RNA polymerase III complex; RNA polymerase II, core complex; RNA polymerase I complex. The transcript is spliced from 2 exons. Gene Ontology annotation, molecular function: DNA-directed RNA polymerase activity; DNA binding. Gene Ontology annotation, biological process: DNA-templated transcription.